UUCUAUACUCUUGCCAUUUCUAUUAUCAACGCUAAAAUAGGUUUAGAUACACUUCAGUGUUCAUUUCAACAUUACUAUCCAACAUGUCAUAAGUCAUAGAAUUCAAUUUGCCCUUAGAGAAUAAUAUUAGGAAUUGCCCUUACUUUUUAGGUUUUAGCUGUUAAUGUCACACGACAAGACUCACCUCUUCCUCUCCGCUCCACCUCUCCACCUUUUACUUCAAUAUAUAUGUGGCUUAUUAGAUAUUUAAGUAUUCCAUGAGAACUAGAAACAGUUCUAAAUGCAGGUAGAGUUGUUCAAGCACCCUCAUCUUUUAGUUCUGCAAAUAAACAACUCCAUAUAUAAACUUCCGGGUGGCCGUGCGCGAUUUGGUGAAUCAGAUAUUGACUGUUUGAAACGCAAGCUACUGAGCAAGUUAUGUGUUGGUGAAGAAAGUCAUGGACCUGAAUGGGAGAUUGGCGAAUGUCUGGGAAUGUGGUGGAGACCAGAUUUUGAAACGUUGCUUUAUCCAUAUUUGCCUCCAAACAUAAAAAGGCCUAAGGAGUGCUCAAAACUCUUUCUCAUCAGGCUGCCAGCAAGUCGGAGAUUCACUGUACCAAAGAACUUCAAACUUCUUGCAGUUCCAUUGUGCCAAAUUCAUGGAAAUCAGGAGACUUAUGGACCAGUAAUAUCAGGAGUUCCACAGCUACUAUCCAAGUUCUCCUUCAACAUUGUAGAACCCUGAAAACAAAGAGCAUUAGAUGCCAAUAGAGUACUGGGUUGAUGUAAGAAGCAAAGUUCUAUAUAGUUCAAUACGACUUUGAUGUAUUAGUAUACAAAAAUGGAUCUAUGUACAAAGUUAUUACUUAGUGAGAAAUUUUCUUUAUUUUCAUCCAUAAUGUAAAUUUCACGUUCUGGUUUGAAUUUCGUUUAUCUAUAGGUUUUUCCA
Molecule: messenger RNA, 928 nt
Organism: Olea europaea var. sylvestris
Lineage: Eukaryota; Viridiplantae; Streptophyta; Magnoliopsida; Lamiales; Oleaceae
Product: pre-mRNA cleavage factor Im 25 kDa subunit 1
Exons: 5
Coding region: 281-724 (147 amino acids)
Cellular component (GO): mRNA cleavage factor complex
Molecular function (GO): mRNA binding
Source: RefSeq, a predicted model, not a curated record